Acanthopagrus latus (yellowfin seabream) is the source of this 4220-nucleotide messenger RNA. RefSeq names its product ephrin type-A receptor 6-like. Gene Ontology annotation, cellular component: neuron projection; plasma membrane. Gene Ontology annotation, biological process: cell surface receptor protein tyrosine kinase signaling pathway; protein phosphorylation; axon guidance. NCBI's taxonomy places the organism in Eukaryota, Metazoa, Chordata, Actinopteri, Spariformes, Sparidae. The transcript has 20 exons. Gene Ontology annotation, molecular function: ATP binding; transmembrane-ephrin receptor activity; protein binding. Bases 484 to 3462 code for a protein of 992 amino acids. The record is from RefSeq and is a predicted model, not a curated record.
GGAUGCACUGGCUGUAAGUGAGGCGGGAAGUCCGGGGUUUCCCCCUUUUUUCUCUCCCUGCGCCUCUCUCGCUUAUGGACAGAGACAAACAGACGGAGCUUGCCUCCAAGUAAUCUUCGGGGAACUUUGCUUUUGGACACUUCUGGGACAGUCUGCGCCUUAAGGUUACUACUCCUCCGUUUAUUUUUAAAUUUUGGUUGAACUUGAUCCAAGCUCGCGUCGCCAGGUUUCUGUGCGCAAUGGCUGGUCGCUCAGCCCGCCUGUCUGCCCGUCUCCACACGGAGGGAUUCGGAAUGCUCGGCUGAAAGAAAACAAGAAAUCAACAACUCCUGAGUGAGACCCCCCUCAAACCCCACCUGUCUGGACACCGGGACGAAUCCAGUCGCCUCUUUCAUGACACCUCCUUACCUUUCCAUUUGGAGGACCUAUUUCGGAGUCUGUGCAGCGUUUUAGUUUCAGAGCGCACUCCUGUCUGACUCAACGAUGUGCUCCGCUGGGAAAUACUGUGUGUUUUUGUUCCUGCUUCAAAGUAUCCUGUCGGACCCGGGGACCACAAACCAAGUGGUCCUGUUGGACACCACGACAGUGCUAGGAGAACUGGACUGGAAGACAUAUCCUGUCAAUGGGUGGGACGCCAUCACAGAGAUGGAUGAGCAGAACAGGCCUAUCCACACCUUCCAGGUUUGCCACGUCAUGGAGCCAAACCAGAACAACUGGCUGCGGUCUGGAUGGAUCCAGCGGCAGGCUGCACAGAGGGUAUAUGUAGAGCUGCGUUUCACACUGAGAGACUGCAACUCCAUCCCUUGGGUGUCUGGUACCUGUAAGGAAACCUUCAACCUCUUUUACCUGCAGACAGAUGAUCCGCUCCCUGCAGCCACACGGUUUCGGCCUACUGACUACGCCAAGGUGGACACCAUCGCAGCGGACGAGAGCUUCACACAGACGGAUCUCGGCGAUCGCGUUCUUCGCCUCAAUACCGAGGUCAGGGAGGUGGGCCCGGUGACACUUAAGGGCCUCUACCUGGCUUUCCAGGACGUGGGAGCUUGCAUCGCCCUUGUGUCCGUCAAGGUGUUCUACAAGCGCUGCCCAGCGACGAUAAGGAACCUUGCGGCUUUUCCUGACACGGUGCCGCAUAUGGACUCGUCCUCGCUGGUGGAGGUGAGGGGUGCCUGUGUGGAGAACGCGGAGGAGAGGGACACGCCCAAAUUGUACUGCGGCGCGGAUGGAGACUGGCUGGUGCCACUGGGCGGCUGUUUCUGUAGCAUUGGCCACGAGGAGAUGGAUGGCUACUGCCGGGCUUGUAGACCUGGCUUCUUCAGUGCGUACGCCGGGAACAAGAAGUGCUCCAAGUGUCCUCCACACAGCUCCAGCCACGACCAGGCCGCCACCAUCUGUCACUGCGACAAAGGCUUCUACAGGGCUAUCAAAGACUCCUCCACCAUGGCUUGUACAAGGCCUCCAUCAGCUCCCAGGAACCUGGUCUCAUUAAUCAACGACACAGCUCUCUUCCUGCAGUGGAUGCCUCCUGGCGAUACGGGAGGCAGGAAGGACAUCACCUACAACAUCCUGUGCCAGCGCUGUGAUGGAAGUGACGGCGACAGUGGGGUGACGCAGUGUGAGCCGUGUGAGCCGGACCUGCGGUUCAUCCCACGGCCACUCGGUCUGACCGGUACCUCGGUGGCAAUAAUAGAUUUUGCGACGCACGCCAACUACACCUUCCAUGUAGAGGCUGUGAACGGCGUCUCUGGGCUGGGCGUGGCAGCGCGAUCACUGGCGAAUGUUACUGUCACCACACACCAAGCCGGUCCUGCUCUGGUGGGUGUAGUCAGGAAGGACUGGGCCUCUCAAAACAGCAUCGCCCUCUCCUGGUCACAGGUGGAACAGGCGCCCCCAGACAUAGUGGACUAUGAAGUGAAAUACUACGAGAAGGAGCAAGAGCAGCUGAGCUACUCAUCAACGCGGACCAAAGCCCCCAGCGUGGUGGUAACGGGCCUCAGACCCUCGACUGUCUACGUCUUCCAUGUGCGCGCUCGCACCGCUGCUGGAUACACAGCCUACAGCCCCAACUUUGAGUUCUUUACCACACCCGAGGAUCCUGAUAUCGCUGAUCAGGGUCAAGUUCUGGUGGUCGUCACGGCGUCUGUAGGAGGCUUCUCUCUGUUGGUCAUCCUCACCCUCUUCCUCCUCAUCACUGGCCGGUGUCAGGGGUACAUUAAAGCCAGGAUGAAGUCAGAGGAGAAGAGGAGGACGCGCUUCCACAGUGGACACGUCCCGUUCUCCGGGAUAAAGACCUACGUCGAUCCAGACACGUAUGAAGAUCCCACUCAGGCUGUGGAGGAAUUCGCCAAAGAGAUAAAUCCCUCAUACAUAUGCAUCGAGAGGGUGAUCGGUGCAGGUGAAUUUGGAGAAGUCUGCAGUGGUCGGUUGCGUAUACCUGGAAGGAUGGACAUCGCCGUCGCAAUAAAGACGCUUAAAGGCGGCUUUAUGGAUCAACAGAGGCGAGAGUUUUUGCGUGAGGCUUCGAUCAUGGGACAGUUCAACAACCCCAACAUUAUCAGGCUGGAUGGAGUAGUCACCAAGAGCAGACCGGUAAUGAUAGUGGUUGAGUACAUGGAAAAUGGAGCGCUCGAUUCGUUCCUCAGGACCCGGGACGGCCAGUUCACAGUGCUCCAGCUGGUCGGCAUGAUGCGGGGCAUCGCAGUAGGCAUGACCUACCUCUCAGAGAUGGGCUAUGUUCACAGGGACCUAGCCGCUCGCAACAUCUUGGUGGAUGAAAACUUGGUGUGCAAGGUGUCUGAUUUCGGCAUGUCCAGGAUCCUCGAGGAUGACAGUGAGGCAGCCUACACCGCUACGGGAGGAAAGAUACCAAUACGCUGGACGGCUCCAGAGGCUAUUGCUUAUGGGAAAUUCUCCUCGGCUAGCGACAUAUGGAGCUACGGCAUCGUCAUGUGGGAAGUGAUGUCCUACGGUGAGAGGCCCUACUGGGAGAUGUCCAAUCAAGACGUCAUUUUAUCGAUUGAAGAAGGCUACCGUCUACCAGCACCAAUGGGCUGCCCCGUGACGCUGCACCAGUUGAUGUUGCACUGCUGGCAGAAGGAGUCCGGCCAGCGUCCGCACUUCAACAGUGUGCUUUCUUUCCUGGACAAACUAAUAAUCAAUCCCAGCAGUCUGCUCACUCUGGUGAAUGACGUGCAGAGUUUCCCUGACUCCCCGGAGGACAUGCCGGACUACCCUCUGUUCAUCUCGAUUGGCGACUGGCUCGACUCCAUCAAGAUGAGCCAGUACAAGAACAACUUCCUCGCAGCAGGAUACACAACACUGGAUUCCAUUUCGACCAUGAGUAUAGAUGACAUCAGGCGCAUCGGAAUCUGUUUGAUUGGUCACCAGAGGAGAAUCAUAAGCAGCAUACAGUCUCUCCGCCUGCAGCUUCACCACAUCCAACAGAGCGGCUUUCAAGUGUGAGACCCUUUGCACAAAGACAGACAGUGGUGUGUGUGUGUGUGUGUGUGUGUGUGUGUGUGUGUGUGUGUGUGUGUGUGUGUGUGUGUGUGUGUGUGUGUGUGUGCGCGUGUGAGCUGGGAAACAAACCGGAGCUCCUUGGCAUCAUCAUCAAACUAACUGCACAAGCACCAGACUGUUAGGUGUAGCAGGUACAAUACGCUCCUCAUGCGAGAGCUGCUAGACCACAAGUCAUCAUCUUACGGAUCAUCGUCACCACAGCCUCCACAACAACAAACCUCUGUCAGCGUUGGCCUAAUGCGGCCUCUUUGUUAUCUCAGCAAAUACUAGCAUUCACUUGAAUAUAGGACUUCUUCUCUCUAGUGUCUAUUCAAGUGUUCACCAAUACCUCUUCUCUUUCCAAGUGACAAUCCAAUGGUUUCUAUUGACUUUGAUUGGUCUCAAGUCUUGUUACCUCAUGACCAGAGAGGACGUGGACGGGAUUAACAGGUACGGUAACGUGUGGUGCAGCGUGCGAGUCUUAACAACAGCCGUUUUUUGGGGUUUUUUUUCAGCUGGUUAAUGAAACAAUUCAGCAGAAACACAGAGCGACAGAAUGGUGAAUACAAUCAUGUUUUUUUGAACUGAAGACCGCUGAAUGUCAAAAGAUUUUAUAGAAAUGUACGUUCUAUCCUCAUGAUAAUGCAGUAUGUCUCGUACAAAAAGUCUCGUGGAAGUUGUUUGUUUUAUUCAGUAUGUUUGUUCCUUAAUAAACGGCCCUA